Messenger RNA from Cydia pomonella (codling moth), 930 nucleotides. It is a transcript of the gene CPR25, whose product is annotated as endocuticle structural glycoprotein SgAbd-5-like. The record is from RefSeq and is a predicted model, not a curated record. Bases 594 to 914 code for a protein of 106 amino acids. Gene Ontology annotation, molecular function: structural constituent of chitin-based larval cuticle. The transcript has 3 exons. Gene Ontology annotation, cellular component: chitin-based extracellular matrix. Lineage: Eukaryota; Metazoa; Arthropoda; Insecta; Lepidoptera; Tortricidae.
UAACUGCGGGUAUCUACUUGACGCGGUUCAGCAUAAAUAAUUUGCAUUAUUAUUGUGAUUUUUUUUAGUGGUUUUAUCAUAACAACUACCUAUAACAAGUAUAGAGUUAUGUAGCAGAUUUGAUUACUAUUUUAGUAUUCAAAGUAAAAGUAUUUCACGAAUUUGUAUUGAUAGUUGCUAUAUCAAAAUCGACAUUUGUAAAAUAAAAAGGACAGGAAGAAUCCGAGGCGGUCACAGAUGGGAAAGAUUCAUUCCCAUUUGCCUCCGCCAGCCAGAGAUGGGAAUGGAUCCUUCCCGUUUGUGCCCGACGGAGACAGAUGGGAAUACACCAAUUAAACUUUACUGACAAUGACAUGUGACUCUUCAUUCUAGCAAUCUUUAACAGUUACAUGUUGGUUAGUCACUUUGGCAUCCUUGGCCGACUCGGUACGAAUAGGCCCGCGACAUUUCAUCACUUGAUUCGAGUUAUCACCUCGGACGAAUAUACAUACAUUUGCACAUUGUCAUGUGCUGUAAUAUUUGCAAACAAAAGGCCUAUUUAAAGAGAACAUUCUCAAUUUUGAAUCAGUAUACUCUUUUGUCUUCAGUUCACAAUGAUUGCUUUGAAAGUAGUGUUUCUCGCCGUUUUAGCAGUCACUUUGGCUGCUGAAGACGCACCCGAACCAAAAGUAGAAGUCCUGACUGAGAGAACAUUCGUCAAAGAAGAUGGAUAUAAUUUCGAGUACAAAUUAAGCGACGGCGUCUCCCGGCAAGAAGAAGGCUCUCUGAUCACGGUGGGCGAUCACCAGGGCAUCGGUGUUCGUGGCCAGUACUCGUACGUGGCUCCUGAUGGCCAGGAGUACACGGUCACUUUCACAGCUGAUGAUAAAGGCUUCAAUCCAGUCAUCCGCGCCUCACCCGCUAAAGGACAAUAAAAUAUUUUUAAAAGUU